AUGGAGAACGCUCCCUCCAGUAUCCCCGAGUCGGGAAGUGCCGCGAUGCGGGGCCAGAUGCCUUUACAUCCGCCACCACAACAGCCCGAUCGCAAAGAAAACGCUGCGAUCAACUCAAUGCCAGCUGUCGCGCCAAAAGACUCCUCCUACAUGCAGCAGAUCGCAAACCCCUCGUCGCUAGGUCCCAAUCGAUCCGGAGCGAAUGAAAGUGCAAAUGCGAAAGUCGCGAUCCCCAGACAGCGCUCGACUGUAGCCCCGCGCUACAGUCGCCGUGUGCCGCGAGCAUGUGAAACCUGCCGAGCACGAAAGACGAAAUGCAGCGGUGAUACUCCUAUAUGCAGGCAGUGUAAAGAGCUGAGGGUCACGUGUCGAUAUCCGGUGUCAUGGAGGGAGAAGACAAAAGGGCAGUUGGAUAUAUUGUCGGUCAAGACUCAAGACUAUGAAAAUCUCUUGCGAGAGAUUGGGAGCGUGGCGGAUAGUCGAACUUCGGAGCGUAUCAAGAGCACGCUGGACAAAUAUAAUGGAGAGAGCAAUAGCCAGGAGAGUUCCUCGAAUGAUCCGCAGUCUUCGUUGACGCCCCAGGAGGAAGAAAUGGAGCAGGAUGAACCGCCAUCGUCCCCUUCGUCGAUUGGUUCGCUAGACGCGAUCGAUAGGGUGGAAGAAGAUUUGAAUCGGAGUGAGACCUCGAGGGCUACAGGGUACAUAGGCAAGAAUUCGGAGCUCACCUGGAUGCAGAGGGUACGGCGGGAGGCUGAGCAACGCGUUCGGAAACAGUCAGGAGCAUCGGAUAUGAAGCCUGAGGGUGACUUUGCUGUGCAUGCCGUGAACUAUCACCUAGAUGACAUGGAUAUCACCGUUCCGGGCCCCGUACAAGUGUACUGGAUGCCACCACGCCAUGUGGCGGACCAACUUUUCGAAGACUACUUGACUACAGUUCACCCAUUCUUCCCGAUCAUCAGUCGCACGCUGUUUAGCGCGCAGUAUAGGGUUUUUUUCGAAAGCGCAGCGCGGCCUGGUGACAAAUGGUUGGCCAUUUUGAACAUGAUUUUCGCUAUUGCAUCCAAGCAUGCGCAUCUUACACAGGCACCUUGGCGCGGAGACGAACGUGAUCAUCUUGUGUAUCUGACACGGGCUCGCAUCCUCAGCAUGAAUGGUGAUACGCUUUUCAAUCAUCCUGACCUGCAGCAGGUACAGGUUGAAGGUCUUAUUGCGUUUUAUCUUCUUGCAUCGGAUCAGAUCAACCGAGCGUGGAGAAUUGCGUCUUUGGCUGUUCGAUCUGGUAUUGCUCUCGGGAUCAAUAUGAAGAACACCAGCGAGACGACUCCCGAUAUAUCCAAAGAGGCACGUUAUAAGGUCUGGUGGUGUCUGUAUACGUUCGAGCAUAUGCUUGGGGUCAUGACGGGCAGGUCAACCUGUAUCCUAGAUGGUGUCUGUACGACGCCUAUGCCCCUGCCCUUCGAUGAGGAGCAGCUACGGGAGCCCUUUGCGGCCAAGCUUUUGGCGGAUCAAGAUAUGCGGGAGGCGUAUAUCGGAUCAGCGAUGGCAAGUUCGUAUGUUCGUCAAACGCCCUUGAAUCCACCGGGUGGCAGAGAUGCUCAAGUCACGGACAAGCCACGGGACGCCCGAUGGUUAAAGAGUCAGCCUCCGAGCCGGGCCUUGUGCUAUCUGUUCUACACCGACCUGGCAGUGAUCAGUCAGGAGAUUGUCAAUAGGGUCUACUCGCCAGAUUGCGUCAACACACCGUGGGCCCAUAUUGAGAAUCGUAUUGGGGAGCUUCGAGCGAGAAUCGACCGCUGGUAUCACACUCUUCCCGAGGUGUUUGACUUUGCCCGCAAGAUGGCCGAGGAGGAUCAAGAACUGCUUCGUUUGAAACUUUUCCUCGCGUUUCAGUUCCACAGUGCUCGGAUCACUCUUGGACGACCAUGUCUGUGCCGUCGUGACGCACGCCCGAGAGAUCCGAGCAAAAAGCCGACUUUUAGUCACAGCAUGGCUGAGGUAUCGCUCGAGUCCGCGCUUCGGAUGCUCGAAUUGCUACCCGACGAGCCCAACGCCAUUAAGCUUUAUCAAAUCUGUCCCUGGUGGUGCAUAUUGCACUACUUGAUGCAGGCCGCGACUGUUCUUCUACUCGAGUUAUCCUUCGGCAACAUCCAUAUGCCUGAGGAGGAGCCGCAUUUCUUGGCGGCCGCCAAAAAGGCCGUUCGCUGGCUCUAUGCGAUGUCCGAGUGCAGCGCAGCAUCACGGCGUGCAUGGCAGCUGUGUGAUGGCAAUCUCCGGCGGAUCGCUUGCGGCAUGAACUACGACGUCAGCGACAUGCCCGAGUCUGCCUAUGAGACGAGACCAGCCCAGCCCCUGAGCAUGCAACCCCAGGGCUCCAAUCACCAAAACGCCAAUCUGACAUCCACACCCAUGUUCUAUGAUGCCACGGACGACAGUCUUCUAAAUCCCACUGCCGCCGGCGGGUCCCAGGGAACCUACCAAUACUUCCAGAAUCCGCAUCCAUCUACGGUUUCGCAUUCUCAAAUGAUCCCCAGCCUUGAUCUGCUGUCCUCGGCCAGCAGCAAUCCUCCCGGAGGCGAUGCCUUUUUCCCUUAUGACCCGAUCAGCGGGGAAUUCAUCCGAUCGUUCUUCCCGGCGGCCGCCGACGAGGAACCAUGGACGCAUUAA
This is a messenger RNA of Aspergillus lentulus, 2664 nucleotides long. Its product is annotated as Zn(II)2Cys6 transcription factor. Gene Ontology annotation, molecular function: zinc ion binding; DNA-binding transcription factor activity, RNA polymerase II-specific; DNA binding. NCBI's taxonomy places the organism in Eukaryota, Fungi, Ascomycota, Eurotiomycetes, Eurotiales, Aspergillaceae. Gene Ontology annotation, biological process: regulation of DNA-templated transcription; DNA-templated transcription. The record is from RefSeq and is a predicted model, not a curated record.